Entamoeba nuttalli P19 is the source of this 2037-nucleotide messenger RNA. RefSeq names its product SPRY domain containing protein. Gene Ontology annotation, molecular function: protein binding. Lineage: Eukaryota; Evosea; Mastigamoebida; Endamoebidae. The transcript has a single exon. The record is from RefSeq and is a predicted model, not a curated record. The coding region runs from base 1 to 2037 and encodes 678 amino acids.
AUGAAUGUUGUAUUAUUUUUUCCAACAUAUCGUGAUAUAUACAGGUUUAUUAAGGUUAACCACAAAUGCUUAGAUACGAUUAAAGGAUUAAAAACCAAUCCAAUGUUUUGUUCUUCAGAAUCCUUUGUUUCAUUUUUUAAAAGAUUUCAAACUGAUACAUUUGAAGUUUGUGGGAUUUAUUUUUGCUACAAUGAAUGGUUUGAAAAAGCCAAAUGUAUUAAGUCACCAUAUUUUCAUCCAUUAAUUGGAUAUCAAGAAAAAAUAUUAAACGUUUUACCAAAAGUUGUAUCGCUUGAUCUUUUCUAUGAAGAUACAAUCUCAGAUACUAUAAAUUUCUUUAUUAAAUAUGCACAUAGAUUUAAAAAACUUCAAUCAAUAACAGGUUCAAUAGAAAAUUUAAUUAAAUUUUUUAAACAAUAUACUAAUAAUGGAGAAAAUAUGUUUGUUCAAUUUCCUCGUUUAAUAUUUACAUCUACUUCAAACAAUAAUUUUCUUCAAUUAAAUGAUCAAACCGUUGAUUUAGUUAAUGAAUUAACUAAGUAUAUACGUCAAAAUGGAGAAACUCGAAUUAUUGUUUUAUUUAAUACACAUACAUCAAAUGCAGACCUAAUAAAAAGAAUGAAAGGAAUUGAAUAUCGUCAUCGUGGGUUUAUCAAUAAUCCAACACCAUAUUGUCUUGAAAAUUACUGUUCAUUUGAUGGAAGUUUUUUAAUUCAAAAUACAAUUGAAAUAAAUCAAUUUAAUAUUAUUAUAAAUAAAGCAUAUUCUAAUUCAGAAAUAAUAAGCGGUAUUCCGGGUAAGUCAUUACUCAUUAAUCCAAACCAGAAUAUUUCUCCCUGGAAUAUUCCUGAAUCAGUUAAAAAAGUAUCAUUACAAUAUAUUUCAUCUGAAACACAAAAUAGCAUGGUUUCUCUUUCAUUGAUAUCAGAUUAUUUAAAAACACUCAAAAUAACUGAAUGUAAUUAUUUAAGAUUUAAAAACCAGUUUCCUUCAUUAGAACACUUAAUAAUACAUGUAUGUGAUUCUAUAUCAUUUGAAAUAAUAGAUAAUAUGUUCCCAUCAUUAAUUAGUAUUACUAUUAGUUCAUCAUAUAAUAUCAGUCUUUCUGUCUCUUCACCAAAACUAGAAGAAAUUCUGUUAUAUUUUAAUGAAGAAAUCAAAAUCUGUGGAAAAGUUCCUUCUUCUUUUUCAAAACUUUUUAUUCGUCAAUCAAAAAAUUGCAAAUUACCUGAAAUAAGUUUUGAAACAUUAAAUUUAUUAAUAGAAGAAAGUCCUCAUUUAGAAUUUUUAAAUGAAUCAAAACAAAGGAUAUCACCAAUGAAAUAUGAAGGACUUUCAGUUGAACAAUCAGAACGGUUAUGUAAUUUACUUUUAUAUCUUCCAUCUGAAUUAUCAAUUAAUGAAAUGCUUAAUCCAUCAAAUCAUUUUAUAUUUAGACGAUUUUAUUCAGUAUCAAAGAGCUUAAAAAUUGUUGAUAAUAGAGUAAUUAAAACAAAAGAUUUUGUUGAUGGCAAUUAUCAAUUUUAUAGUCAAAAAUUCUAUUUAAAAGAUAAUAAAAAUUUGAAAAUGAAAAUUUAUGAUUCUAACAAUGAACUUCGUGAAAUACCUGCAUCAAUUAGAUACUUUGAAUUAACAGUAUCUGGUUAUAAUAUUAUUUCAAUUGGAAUAAUGAGAGUUGGUAGUUAUCCUUUUGAGGGAUCAAGACAUCUUGGAUGGGAUCAAGGAAGUAUUGGAUUCCAUUCAGAUUGUGGAAAUUUAUUUAAUGAAGGAAAAGUGUCUGAAUAUGGAAUACCAUUUGGAUUAAAUGAAGAUGAAGUUCAUACAGUUGGUUGUGGGUUUGAUACAAUAAAUAGUCAAGUAUUUUUUACACUUGAUGGUAAAAAAUACCCUUCAAUUAACGCUAAAUGGACAGACAUAACAGCAGGGUUUACAGUAACUGAUAUGGAUUGGGUUGAAAUUAACUAUGGUCAACGUCCAUUUUCAUUUGAUUUAUAUCAAUACUAUGAACAAAACCAAAGAAUUUGUGUUAUAGUUUAA